AUGUCCUUAUUGUCCAUUGUAGAAUCAUCCUGUGGACGACUCUCAUCCGCCCUCAUUUCUGCAACCUGUUUCUCUUCCUUAUUUACCCAAUAUUACCCUUAUUUCAUUUUAUCUCUCCAUUUAGGCCACGUGUUUUUUCUCAUCAUUUUAUGCAAUUUCAUUUUAUGCCCAUUAUUGUCUUUUCCUCUCAAUUACUGUACCGCCCGUUUCACAUUGCCUGCUGAUGUCUUUCUAGCCGAUUUUUGUACCGCCCGUUUCUCCUCGCCGAUUUUUCCCCGUGUCUGCCCGUUUCUCCCUCGUUUGAUUUUGUCGUUCUCCCCCGGUUUCUGUACCGCCCGUUUCACCUCGUCUGUUGAUGUCUUUCUAACCAAUUUUUGUACCGCCCGUUUCUCCUCGCUUGAUUGUGUCCUUUUCCCUCGGUUUCUGUACCGCCCGUUUCAUCUCGCCUGUUGA
This is a messenger RNA of Acanthosepion pharaonis, 453 nucleotides long. Lineage: Eukaryota; Metazoa; Mollusca; Cephalopoda; Sepiida; Sepiidae. The record is from the annotation of a GenBank genome assembly.